GCUCUAGAGUUCCGGCAUGAAGCCGCCGCAGCGACAGCGGAAGGUCCCGGCCCGCUACCUAAGCGAGGCUGCCGGCCCUACUGCUUGGAGCCCCCGCGAGAUGCGACAUCUACUGAGACUUCUUGAGGCUCGGCGGGACCAGCCGGAGCCAAACGCCGCGGAGCUGGCCAAGGAGCUGCGGGGCCGCAGUGAGGCCGAGAUCUGCCGAUUUAUCCAGCAGCUCAAAGGCCGUGUGGUUCGUGAAGCCAUUCGAAAGGUGCACCCAGGUGGCCCAGAGGGACUAAGGCGACCAGAAGCUCAGCUUCCAGCCCCCAUAGAGGUAUGGAUGGAUCUUGCUGAGAAACUAACAGGCCCUCUGGAGGAAGCCCUGACUGCAGCUUUCUCCCAGGUGCUCACCAUUGCUGCUGCAGAACCGAUCAGCCUCCUGCACUCCAAGCCAAGCAAGCCCACGAAGGCCUGUGGAAAGCCACUGCUGUUCUUGAGUGCCCAAGGAGGGCAGAAGAAUCCUGGCCUUGAAGCCUCUGGGUCUGCCCCUGUAACUGCUGACUCCACUCCUGAGACCUCUGUUCCUGUCCCUAAGGCCUCUGAUCCCAACCCUGAGACCCUUGGCCUUGCCUCUGAGGUCACUGUCUCUGAUACCCCAACCAAAUCCCUGGCUGGCCCCUCCACAGAGAAAGACUGCACUGUGGACUUUGAGAAGAUCUACAAAUAUCUGUCCUUCUCCUCCAGAAAUGGCCAUGGCCCUGAGCUCUCAGCAGCUGAGUCAGCUGUGGUCCUUGACCUGAUCACGUCACUUCCGGAGGAGCUGUCCCAUCUGCCUUGCACAGCCCUGGUGGAACAUAUGACCAAAACAUAUGCUCGACUGAUGGCCCCCCAGACCUCUCUCCCUAGCGGGAAGAGCCCCAGGCUGGGGAAUGAAGAGAGAGAGACUGGCUCCCAGGAGCCCGAGGAGCCUGACCGAGCCAGUCCUCAGGCCUCUGAGCCCAUAGAACAGAGGCCGGCCUGGCAAGCAGUUGGGAUCUGCCCAUUGAACCCAUUCCUGGUACCCCUGGAGCUAUUGAGCCAGGUGCCCACCCCUGCGAGGUGAGGGAUACAGAAGACCAGAUGUGCUGACUUUGCUUGGAGCUUCAGUCCAACACAGCUGGUACUGGGUGGCCAUGACAAUGAUUGUGGAAGUCCCUGACAUGGUGUCCAGCCACAGGCUAAGUCUUCAGAUGUUGCACACACCAGCAGCCUCAGAAAGGGAAGUACAGUUGUCAUGAAUGAAGAUAAGGAACUCUGCACAAAGGCAGAAUUCCUGGACAGACAGACAGGGCUGGUUUCACUAGCCCAGUUGUGUGCCUUGUUGUCUGCUGUGGGUACCACAACAGCAUCAUCUCUUUCAUGGAUAUGCUCUCCUGAACCUGGGCUUGCAUUUGGAUUCCCCCCACCUCAACUGACCACCAUCCACUUCUCUUCACCUUUUCCUGGGGUGUCCUGUAACUCUCAAUAAAGCUGUCAUCUU
Microtus ochrogaster (prairie vole) is the source of this 1504-nucleotide messenger RNA. RefSeq names its product small nuclear RNA activating complex polypeptide 2 (gene Snapc2). Gene Ontology annotation, cellular component: nuclear body. The record is from RefSeq and is a predicted model, not a curated record. Gene Ontology annotation, biological process: snRNA transcription. Lineage: Eukaryota; Metazoa; Chordata; Mammalia; Rodentia; Cricetidae. Gene Ontology annotation, molecular function: RNA polymerase II general transcription initiation factor activity.